UUAUUGACAAGGAGUCAAAGUUAUGCAGAUAUUGCCUAGAAAUAAUUCCAACUGAGGAUGAACUCCGAAGACACAUAAUUCAAGCUCAUCCAAAUGAUACAAAGAAUACAAUGGUGAACACUCUUGCAUGUGUUAUGUGUGAGACAAGAUAUUCGACAAUAGGCCUAUUGGCAGCUCAUAUGAGCAAGAUGCAUGUAGCUUUCGAAAUGCCUUACAUGUGCGGCACAUGUAAUCACAGAUGUUCUUCACAUAGAGUUGCCAUUGAACACUUUUACGAAGAUCAUGAUGGAGAUACAAGUUUGCAAUGUCCAUUCUGUUUACAGGCUAUGGUGAUAUGGGCUAAAGAUAAGCCUCGAAUUCAAACACUAAGGGAUUUCUAUGAUCAUUUGAAAAAUCACAUGGAUCGAGUAACUGCUAAGAAAUGUACUAAAUGUGCUUUAUGGUUCUAUGACAAAGGUGCUCUGAGAGAACAUAUCUUAUAUGCUCAUAAAACUCAAAAACAACUUAGUCAGUAUAUAAAGAAUAACUGCAUUUCAUCAACAAUGGUUAAUAGACCUAAGAUUAAAGCAACUCCACCCAGAGAUAUUAUAUCUCAUACAGUUGUAGAAAAUUAUGACAAACUAACAAUGUAUGUUGAAGAUGGUUUAAACUGCAUAGAGUGUAUCAGUGACUUUGGAGACAGAAGACAUUUUCUGUAA
Ctenocephalides felis (cat flea) is the source of this 698-nucleotide messenger RNA. RefSeq names its product zinc finger protein 280B-like. The record is from RefSeq and is a predicted model, not a curated record. Lineage: Eukaryota; Metazoa; Arthropoda; Insecta; Siphonaptera; Pulicidae. Gene Ontology annotation, molecular function: chromatin insulator sequence binding. The annotation marks the transcript as partial. Gene Ontology annotation, cellular component: chromosome. Gene Ontology annotation, biological process: regulation of transcription by RNA polymerase II. The transcript is spliced from 5 exons.